GUAGAAGAAAGCACGCUCACACACUGUACCUACCAACAGCAUCAACAGCCAUGGGGCAGGCUAGGGCUCAACUCCUAGCCUCCCUAGCGGCUAUCUACCUCAUCCUAGCCAUCCCCCAUGUCACCGGUGGCCUGACCGAUGACCUCGAGAUAAUGUGGGGCAAUGCAAAGGUGGUCACUGACAGCUCCGGCCAACAGGCCAUCGCUCUCACUCUCGACCGCUCCACUAGCUCUGCAUUCCGGUCGAAGAAGACUUGCCAAUUUUGCAGGAUCGACGUGGAGAUCAAGCUCGUCCCAGGGAACUCGGCUGGCACUGUGACCACGUUUUAUAUGAUAACAGAGGGGGCAUGGCAGUACCAUGAUGAGAUCGAUAUCGAGUUUCUGGGGAACAGCACCGGCCAGCCCUACACCAUGCACACUAACAUGUAUGCCAGAGGACAAGGGGGCAGAGAGAAGCAGUACAAGUUUGAUUUUGAUCCCACUCAAGAUUACCACAAGUACACCAUCAUCUGGAAUAAAGACUGGAUCUUAUUUCUUGUCGACGACAAGCUGUACCGGCAGAUCAAGAACAACCAGAUGUACGGUGCCCCGUACCCAUACUAUUAUCCAAUGAGGGUGUACGCCACCAUCUGGAACGCCGACGACUGGGCAACACAAGGCGGGCGGGUCAGGACCGACUGGUCGCAGGCGCCAUUCACGGCAUACUUCCGGAACUACAGGGCCAUCUCAUGCCCCCAAUACGGGAACAACCCCUUGUGUCUCCCAGGCUCUGGUUGGUUCAACCAGCAGCUGGAUGAGUCACGAAAACAGCAAAUGACACAGGUGGACUCCAAUAACAAGAUAUAUGAUUACUGCAAAGACCCCAAGAGGUACAAGAGUGGGCCACCCCCAAGGGAGUAUGAAUUUGAGAACAAAAUGUAUGACUUGUUUUUCACAAUUCCAUAUGCACUUGAUGUAAGAUAUGAACAAGAGGCCAUGAGGCAGGCUAGGAUACUAGCAGCUUUGUAUUUCAUCCUAACCAUCUCCCCAGCAAUUAGCGACAUGACCGACAGCAUUGAAAUGAUGUGGGGCAAUACGCAGGUGCUCUAUGAUAGCGCUGGCCAUCAAACCAUGUCACUCACCCUUGACCGGUGGACGACUUCGGCGUUCCGCUCAAAGAGCCAGUACCUCUUUGGGAGGUUCGACAUUGACAUCAAGCUUGUCCCCAAGGAAUCUGCUGGCACGGUGACCACAAUAUAUAUGGUAACAGAGGGGCCAUGGCAGUACCAUGAUGAGAUCGACCUUGAAUUCUUGGGGAACACCACCGGUGAACCAUACACCCUUCACACAAACAUCUAUGCCAAAGGAAAAGGUGGCCGAGAAAAGCAGUACCGUCUUUGGUUUGAUCCCACUGAAGACUUCAAUACUUACUCCAUCAUCUGGAACCCGCACAUGAUCUUAAUACUUGUCAAUGGCAAACCAAUCCGGCGGAUGAAAAAUCAGAUGAGGGCUGAUACUCCCUUCCCACUCUAUCAGCCUAUGAGGAUGUAUGCCAGCAUCUGGAACGCUGAGGAUUGGGCAACGCAGGGUGGACGCAUCAAAACUGACUGGUCCCAGGCACCGUUCACAGCAUUCUUCCGGAACUACACAGCCAACGCUUGUGUCCCGUACAAUAAAGCCUGGAUUUGCGGCCAGGGUUCUGGAGAUAGCAGUUGGUUUAAUAAGGAGUUGGAUGAGGAGGGGCAGCAGAAAAUGAAGGAUGUGGAUGAUAAAAACAAGAUAUAUGACUACUGCACCGACUCAAGGAGGUUUCCUGAUGGAUACCCCCCAGAAUGUGCAUCGCAGUAGAAGUUAUCCAACAAG
Molecule: messenger RNA, 1841 nt
Organism: Panicum hallii
Lineage: Eukaryota; Viridiplantae; Streptophyta; Magnoliopsida; Poales; Poaceae
Exons: 7
Coding region: 51-1826 (591 amino acids)
Biological process (GO): glucan metabolic process
Cellular component (GO): apoplast; cell wall
Molecular function (GO): hydrolase activity, hydrolyzing O-glycosyl compounds; xyloglucan:xyloglucosyl transferase activity
Source: RefSeq, a predicted model, not a curated record